Molecule: messenger RNA, 660 nt
Organism: Phodopus roborovskii (desert hamster)
Lineage: Eukaryota; Metazoa; Chordata; Mammalia; Rodentia; Cricetidae
Gene: Nupr1
Product: nuclear protein 1, transcriptional regulator
Exons: 3
Coding region: 131-376 (81 amino acids)
Biological process (GO): negative regulation of cell cycle; negative regulation of cell population proliferation
Cellular component (GO): nucleus
Source: RefSeq, a predicted model, not a curated record
ACUUGAAGGGCAGGAGCCAGCCUAUGGUCUGAGGAGGAGACAGCUUUAUAAGUAGGGUUGAAGGAACUGGGAGAGGGCAGACAGUUGGAAAACACGACACAGGCAAGACUUUGGAGAAAGCAGAGCAGACAUGAUGGCCACCUUGCCACCAAAACCCAGCUCCUCCCAGCAACCCCUAAACCCAGAGGACGAAGAUGGCAUCCUGGAUGAGUAUGACCAGUACAGCCUGGCCCAUCCUUACGUCGUAGGGGGAGGUCGGAAAGGGCGUACCAAGAGAGAAGCUGCCGCCAAUACCAACCGCCCUAGCCCUGGUGGGCAUGAGAGGAAGCUUCUGACCAAGUUCCAGAACUCUGAAAGGAAAAAGGCCUGGCGCUGAGGCAGAUCUGGAGAUGAGGACAGACCAUGGACAUUACACCCAGGAAUGGAUACAGGACCUUGGAGAGAUUAGGAGACAAGGCAGGAUGGAGGCCUGUUUGACACUUUCCUACCUAAGUGAAGUUCUGGAGAGGGGACACCAAAAAGCUCUUCCAGACCCAGCAAAAGGGCAAAAUUGGAGCAAAAUUUGGAGCAAGAAUGGGGGGGCUAGUACCCCAAUAAAGAAAUGUGAGAGAAACCAGGUGCCCCUGGGGGACAGUGACAAUAAAAGGCACAGCAGCAACA